AAGUACAGAUUGCUGUCUGAAGCUCGAAAACAGGCUUAGUCGAAGUGCGUGUUUCACAUUUAGUGUUUUACUCACUCUCUUCGUGUGCGGGUGCGGCUUGAGAGAUUUCGAAUGCUCCAUCUUCCAGCAUCUAUUGGGUGGCGAUAUAAUCAACAGUGUCUAGUGCCUUAGCUUACCGCACCACGGAGAGAGUUGUCGGUUGACGCACUCAUUCGAAUAGGAAGUUUUCAAAUCAACCCUGCGUCCCCGCUGCAAAAAGAGCAUACGCGCGAAGGCAGUAUGGAUCGGGUCGCCUGGUUCGCAGUGUGACGUGAUCGUUUGGCCUUGCCAAAACCUGCUUCGACGCCGCUACAGAGGGACAGCAGCGGUACGCUCUUCCGUGACGCGAGUCAAAAAGCCUACGUCACUUUCGGCUUCAAAAAAGCUACACAUUCAACGUAAAACUAGUGUUAGUGAAAAGAACCCAAAAGAAUUGUGUUCGUAUUGUACGCUGAGUAAUAAACAAACUGUACUUAAUUCGCGCUGUGAAAAUUGAAGUGCUAUUAUAAACUUCGGUACCGGCACAUCCAUCCAAAAUAGGUGCCAUGGGGAAAGAUUAUUACAAAACUCUCGGUAUACCGAGAGGAUCUACGGAUGAAGACAUAAAAAAGGCCUAUCGAAAACUAGCGCUGAAAUAUCAUCCGGACAAAAACAAAUCACCUGGCGCAGAGGAAAAGUUUAAGGAAGUUGCGGAAGCGUACGAAGUGUUGUCCGACAAGAAGAAGCGAGAAAUGUAUGACAAGUUUGGCGAGGAAGGAUUAAAAGGACGAGCUUCGAACGGCACGUCAAACUCUUCUCAGAAUUUUACUUAUGAAUUCCACGGAGAUCCCAGAGCUACGUUUGCACAAUUUUUCGGCUCAAACAACCCGUUCGGAUCGUUUUUCGAUAUGCACAACGAUAGUUUAUUCAAUAGCAGUAUUUUCAACGAUGACGAUUUCUUCACACCCUUCAGCGGUUUGGGUAACCGGCACGGUCUAGGUGGUGCCUUUAGGUAUAGCAAAUCUACAAUUCUGGCGCAAGCGAGGAAGCACUACAUAAUAUACACAUAUAUCUCUAUUUCCCUUGCUUUCAGGUCGCACUCAUUCAACGUUCACUCGCCGCUCAAAAAGGAGAAAGUUCAGGAUCCCCCGAUUGAGCACGAUCUGUACGUUACACUAGAAGAGAUCUAUCAUGGCUGUGUGAAGAAGAUGAAGAUUUCGCGCCGUGUCUUACAACCAGACGGUACAUCGAAAAAAGAGGACAAAUGCGUGACCAUAUCCAUAAAGCCAGGAUGGAAGUCUGGUACGAAAGUUACCUUCCAGAAAGAGGGUGACCAAACAAAGGGCAAAAUACCUGCUGACAUUGUAUUUAUCGUUCGCGACAAACCCCACGUCUGGUUUCGGCGUGAAGGAAGUGAUCUGCGAUAUACUGCUCGAUUGACGUUAAAACAGGCUCUCUGUGGUGUUAUUUUUGAGGUACCCACUAUGACAGGAGAAAAGUUGCGUAUCAGUACAAAACAGGAAAUCAUCAAACCUAAUACGGUAAAGCGCAUCCAAGGUUACGGGUUGCCGUUCCCAAAGGAACCAUCGCGAAAAGGCGAUCUGCUCGUAGCGUUCGAUAUUAAGUUCCCCGAUAAGCUUAGUACGUCGGAAAAGGAAAUGCUUAACAAUAUGCUUCCCAAUUCGUAGUGUUAACCGGCCCCCUGCGGUACACAUUUGUCGCGUUUGAUUUUCUUUCUUUUGCAUACUAUGUAGACUAAACGUGCAUCAAUCAUAUCAAUCAGUGGAGCAUGUGAUGUGAUGUACUAGAGCAUGCGUAGCAUACCAUCGACAUAACUGACAGGCCAUCCGACGCAUUUGUAUAUAGUGCCAUUCUAAUGCGAGCAAUCACCAUUUUUUGUUCUUUGUGAACGAAAAAGCUAAGCGAAAUUUGGAACUGUAAUUUAGCGCUACUAAAGUGAAUAUAAAAAAACUGCUAAAACAUUUUCUUAUGGGAGUAGAAGAACAAGCUUUGUUGCGUACGAUACGUCCAGUUUGAUGAAUUACAGUGUAUGACUAUUAUUAUUGCACAAUUUCUAAUGUAUAGAAAGAGUAGCAAAAUACUUGGUAUUGAUAAUUGCAACUCUGCUUGAUGAAGGUUAAAAUCUGGAGCUAGUUUCUUUGUUCUUAUUAUAAUAUACUAAUGGACAUGACUGUGCAUUGGGCUAGCAGAACGUGUUUUGAAUGAACAUUUCUCAGCAAUAGUAGAAUGGAUCAUGUUGAUACUUUAACAUAUGCUUUAUCAAAAGUCGGAGAAAAUUAGAGAAUACUAUAACGUGUAUUCUUUUCUAAGCAGUUGUGUUAAUAAUCCUUGUACGCUGAGAGAUAUUCACGGAACAACUAAUAUAUGACUACGAACUCGCGCCAUCAUAAUAAUAAAAGAUUUAAAAUUUUGUCA
Anopheles funestus (African malaria mosquito) is the source of this 2454-nucleotide messenger RNA. RefSeq names its product dnaJ protein homolog 1. Gene Ontology annotation, biological process: negative regulation of transcription by RNA polymerase II. Gene Ontology annotation, molecular function: protein-folding chaperone binding. The record is from RefSeq and is a predicted model, not a curated record. Gene Ontology annotation, cellular component: cytosol. NCBI's taxonomy places the organism in Eukaryota, Metazoa, Arthropoda, Insecta, Diptera, Culicidae. The coding region runs from base 585 to 1706 and encodes 373 amino acids. The transcript is spliced from 5 exons.